Tilletiaria anomala UBC 951 is the source of this 1087-nucleotide messenger RNA. RefSeq lists its product as uncharacterized. The transcript is spliced from 2 exons. The record is from RefSeq and is a predicted model, not a curated record. Lineage: Eukaryota; Fungi; Basidiomycota; Exobasidiomycetes; Georgefischeriales; Tilletiariaceae. The coding region runs from base 225 to 884 and encodes 219 amino acids.
CCACACUUUGGAAGUCAGAUGUCGAUCCAUUUUUGAUUAAUUGCUCUCCUCAUCAAGGUUAUUCCCAACCUACGACCCUCGAGUUUUCUACGAGCUUGCGGUGCCUUGGGAUCCAGUGGCCACCCUAGCGAGAAUCCAGUGCGCAGUUUUGAGCGUAGCCCACCCUUCUGCAAGCGCACAUCAAAAGGUCAAACACCACAUUCAGAACGUUUGCGCACUUCAAGAUGGGAAGCAGAACGUGCUGUCGUUGCCUUCAGCGACCUCAUACAUCCCAAUCUUUCGCAGCGAAUUAUUUCAAUUUUCGGGUUUCGUCAUUACGCAGCUUCUCAGGAUCCGUACUGCGGGCCGCAAAGAGCAUCAAGGAUCCAUCUCACCCGACUGGGAUUUGGUACCACUCAUUGAAUCCGAGCUCGGGGCAACGUUGGGCGGUCUCCCUUCUGCCAGAAGCUCCGUCUAGGCCAGAAGCAGCCUCGAUACUUGGUGUGCUAUCGCAAACGCCGGGUAAGGGUUUUGAAAGCGCUCAGCCGUAUGAGCUCGCAGCUUCCAGCGCAGAUAAUUUCGCUACGAAUGCGGGCUUCGUCCAGCUUCUUCACAAGGUAUUAAAGGAGGAGAUCGUCCCGUCCGAUCCGACUCUCGAAUUUGAGGCGAAAAACAGGGAGAGCGGAUGGGCACAUAUCACUGACUCACGCCAUGCGCUCAUGCCGGGUCGCAUUGCCACCCCGGAGAAUAUUCUCGCGAGUAUUGCUUUCACAGAUUCCGCCGUUCAUCCCGACUCAUAUCAGGCCAACGAGACCUACAGAGUCUUAACAAAGGCGGAGGGCUGGAUACAGCUCAAACAGGAAUGGCUGCAGAAGGUUCGUAGGGCAUUGUUGGAGAAAAAUUAAGCAAAUUUGCAUUAUGCCGAGUUAGCACCCCGUUUUGAAUCUUUGUAUCUUCGAACAUCGAGGUUAGUGGUAGUCGACAUGGUCUACCCCAUUUCUUCAUCGAUCGCAUCGCCGAGUGUCCCUCCUUGGCUUGAGCUAUUCAGCGAUAGCCGCCGGCGCACCAUCUCGGCCUGUUCUCUGCCCGUCUUCUGAAGUGUCUUCAG